Nicrophorus vespilloides is the source of this 840-nucleotide messenger RNA. Its product is annotated as filaggrin-like. The transcript has a single exon. Lineage: Eukaryota; Metazoa; Arthropoda; Insecta; Coleoptera; Silphidae. The record is from RefSeq and is a predicted model, not a curated record. The coding region runs from base 1 to 840 and encodes 279 amino acids.
AUGAAUAACAAUAUCCUUCUUCUGGUGUGCGUCUUGACGACGGCGACGGCGAUGAGCGCCGGUCGAAUGUACACGAGCAUAUCCGGUUUUCCGCAUCCGGUCAGCUACAUGCACAUCGACGGUGCGUACCCGAAACUGAACGUGAUCCAUCACCAGCAGGGAUCAUCGCCGCAGGUCGUCGUCGACGACGAAGAGACAAAAACGGAAGAGGCGAAAGAGCAGGUGGAGGAAGGCGGAAAGAAGUACGAGAACGAGGAUCGAUCGGCUUCAGGUGAAAAGGGCUCAGAGGGAUACGAGAAGGCCGACGGUUACGAGAAGGGUUCCAAGGGGGAGUACGAGAAGCAGGCGGACGAGGGUCACUACGACGAGUCCGGUGGAAAGAAGGCUUCCAACCACGAGGAGGCCGGUGAUUUCGAGGAGAACCACGAGGAGGGUGAAAGUUCGAAGGGCGGAAGCAACUCGGAAGCCGCUCACCACAAGAAGGGAUCGAAGACGACCGGUUUCCACAAGGUCUAUCACAAGGACGAGUACAAGAAGGAUCACACCUUCUACGAUGAAUCCGAUGCCAGUGGACACUACGACAAGUACGGAAAGGGACAUUCUGAACAUUCGUCGAAGGAGGGAAAGCAUCGCGAGGGUGGAAGCUCCAAGUCCGGCGGUGAGGAGAGCGAUUUCGGCAAGAAGGCGUCUUACGACAAGGGACAUCACAACAGCAAGGAUGCCGGACAUAAAGCUGAAGAUGGCAACGAAGAGUACCACAAGGAGCACGAGGAUUACGACAAGAAGGGCGGCGAGGAGAGCGGAAAAUCCUACGGCUACGAAAAGUCUGAUUCAUCUUAG